Molecule: messenger RNA, 1695 nt
Organism: Camellia sinensis
Lineage: Eukaryota; Viridiplantae; Streptophyta; Magnoliopsida; Ericales; Theaceae
Source: RefSeq, a predicted model, not a curated record
AUGAACCGUGCCCUGACCCGUCCUUUUUGUGAUGAGGAGAUUAAAUUGGCAGCUUUUCAACUGGCGGCUUUUAAAGCCCGGGCCCAGAUGGUUUCCCUGGAUUUUUCUAUCAGAAUUAUUGGGACAAAGUGGGGGGGUCUGUUUGCACUGCGUUUGUGUAAUUUCAUUCUUAAGAUUAUUACCAAACUCCUUGCUAAUCGACUCAAAGGCAUUUUGAAGAAUUUGAUCUCCCCUAACCAGUCAGCUUUUGUAUCCGGGCGGCUCAUCCAGGAUAAUGUCAUAGUAGCCCAUGAAGCUUUUCAUUCGCUCAAACUUCGCAAGUCCAGGUUGGUUGGGCAGAUGGCCAUCAAGAUUGAUUUUGAUAAGGCUUAUGACAGAAUCGAAUGGGAUUUCCUGGCCAUGGUUUUGAGGAAAAUGGGUUUUGAUUCGAAAUGGGUCCACUGGGUCAUGGAAUGUGUCUCCACGGUGAGUUUCUCUAUUUUUGCCAAUGGAGAGAAAAAGGCCUCUUUUGUUCCAUCACGGGGCCUCCGCCAAGGUGAUCCCCUCUCCCCAUACCUUUUCAUCAUAGUGGCUGAUGUCUUAUCCAAGCUCAUUUCGCACAGUUUGCAAAAUAGAGAGAUUUUUGGUUUCAAGAUUACACGGUUGUGUCCUACCUUAACGCACUUAUUCUUCGCUGAUGAUAUGCUGCUUUUCUUGAAAGCUGAGGACACGGAAUGUCAAAAAAUCCUGGAUCUCUUGAAGGUGUAUUACGAGGCUUCGGGUCAGAGGGGACGAUUUAAAUCAGCUGCUUUUGAGUUCAUCAUUGAGAAAGUCAUAUCCAAACUUCAAGGGUGGAAACAAAAAUUAUUAUCACAAGCUGGUAGAGAAAUUCUAAUUGAAGUUGUGGUUCAAGCUAUCCCCUCCUAUGCCAUGCUGGCUUUGUCCAAGUUUCAAGGAGGGCUUGGCUUCUGUGAUUUUCAAGCAUUUAAUUCAGCGCUUCUUGCCCGUCAAGGCUGGCGAUUGGUGAAAUAUCCAAACUCCUUUUGUGCUCGCAUUUUGAAAGGCAUUUAUUUUCCCCACACAGAUUUUAUGCACGCUUCUAAAGGCCGACAGCCUUCAUGGAGCUGGACAAGUCUUCUUCAAGGGCGUCAACUCUUACAGCAAGGAAUUAGGUGGAAAAUAAAUAGCGGCUCGAAUGCUUUGUUUUGGGAGGACUGCUGGAUUCCGGGUCUCCCAAACUUCAAAAUUUAUUCUUCUAAACCCAUCGGGACAGAGGUAGUUACAGUCGAAGAUGUUAUUGAUCCUAUUCGCAAGAGCUGGAAUUUAAACUUAUUGUGUUCUCAAGUGUCGGAGCCAGAAGUUCAAGCCAUCAGUUCUAUUCCUAUCUCGCUUGCACCAACCGAAGAUUCUCUUAUCUGGCAUUUCGAAGCCACAAGGUCAGUAUACUGUGAAGUCCGGUUACCAUGUUGCCAUGAUGGGAAGCUCUGGGUCUUCCAGCCACAUUCCAUCGUCUUCAUUUCAGGUUCUGAGCUCCUUUUGGAAGCAAAUUUGGAGGUUGAAGGUUCCCCUGAAAAUUCAUCACUUUUGGUGGCGGGUAUGUCGAAAUGUGCUUGCUUCAAGGGAGAAUUUGUUCAGACGAAAGUGUGCUUCCUUCUCAACGUGCCCACUGUGUCAUACGACUCCGAAAACUAUGGAACAUAUCCUUUUUGGCUGUGA